This is a messenger RNA of Rotaria sp. Silwood2, 1017 nucleotides long. Lineage: Eukaryota; Metazoa; Rotifera; Eurotatoria; Philodinida; Philodinidae. The record is from the annotation of a GenBank genome assembly.
AUGAAUAACAGUAGCAGUAACAGCAUCAAUUUUCCUCCUAGUGGUGGCGGUGGAAUGGACCCUCCUGGUGGCAACGGUGGAAUACGUCCUCCUGCUGGUGGCGGUGGAAUGGGUCCUCCUGGUGGUGGUGGUGGAAUGGGUCCUCCACCGGACUUUGGUUCAAUCUCGAUUACAGCUAUCCAAAGAAACUUGGUUUUCUACGGUUAUAUUCUUCUUUUCCUCUUUGGCUUUUUCGGUCAUGCAGCAAGUGCCACCAUCUUUCUUCGUCGAACUCUUCGCACGGUUUCGACGAGCUGUCUGUUCGUAUGUAUGGCUGGGUCCGAUACAAUCUAUUUGUUAAUGUGUAUUUACGAUUUUAUUUUUCUUGGUCUUGGUGUUCCCACAACAAAUAUCAAUCUUAUGAAUGCAUUGUGUCGUUUUCGUUCAUUUGUUCAAUAUUUUUCUAUGUGCUAUUCCGCUUGGCUCCUAUUAUCCAUUACAAUCGAUCGAUGGCUUCGUGUUCAAUUCCCUUUUCGAGUCAAAGAAUUGUGCACGACAAAAAGAGUACUUAUUGGUGCAUUCAUUAUUCUCAUGUUUUCUGUUACACUCAAUUCUCAUUUACUGCUACCAUCACUGGGCGUUGUACCGGGCGCUAUCGCAUGUGCUCCCGGUCCUAUGUCAAAUCCUACUUACCAAUACUUCUACAUGGAAAUCUGGCCUUUUCUAAUAACCAGUCUUCAAAUUAUUUUACCCACAAUACUUCUUCUCAUAUUCAGUAUUAAAAUAUUCCUUGAGCUUCGUCGUCAACAACAAAAAAAACAUCAAUUGAAACAAGGUCAUCGCCGUACUUUUCUCGAUCGACAAAUAUUAAUAAUUAUGCUCACUAGUAUAUUUCUCUUCUUUGUCACACAAAUCCCAUUAAGUCUCUUCUAUAUUCUUAUGUCUUCUGUUCUUCGAAAUGAACUUGGACUUGAACAACUACUUCAGCUUAAUACUAUUGUCACUUUCGUUGCUUCGAUCAAUUAUGCUGUAAGUUGA